UUACCCUCUGCUCGUCUCUAGUAUCAGAGGGUUCAAAACUAAACACGCUCAAAUCGCAUCCCGUCUGUCAUCUGCUUCGAAUAAUCGCUGAAGAAGCAGAAGAAAAAAGUUGGCAUCCUCGUUUCCGCUGCUUCAGCUUCACCGUUAACCUCGACGAUUACACUUUCACGCGCUUUGGUUCAGCUCGUCGGUCUGGAGUGAGUGUUUGUAAAGUUCACAACUGCGUUCAUCUCCCUCGAGUGAGGACCUGGAACAUAACGCGGGGCGAGAGGAGAGCAGGGGGAAGCCUCCACAUUCCUCCUGCAGGGGCCGGAGACAGCUGCUGCUGCUGCUGCUGGGAAAAUGGUCCAGUAGGAGUGGAAGAUGCCAGUUAUGAGUCAGAGUAGUCCCUGUUUGUGGACUCAGCUCCCACAGAGCAGCAGGUCCCCAUGUGACCGCUACAAGCACGCCUGCUGCAGCUACGAUGGACACGUAUAUAUCCUGGGCGGAAGAGACAACAGCUGUCUGAGGGAUUUCUGGAGGUACAGUGUAGUGUGCAACGAGUGGAAGGAGCUGAGCUGCAGCAGUGAAGCUGCACCAGAAGAGCUAGAGGAACAUUCUAUGGUGGCCCAUGAGGGCUUGCUGUAUGUGUUUGGAGGCAUGUUGGAUUCUGCAUACACCAUGUGCAGAUGUGCCCUCUGGGUGUUUGACAUUGCAAAGCAGAACUGGGUGACCUACCAGAGUAAGAUGAGCUCCCCUCAGACCAAAAUGCCAACCAACAGAAAGGGACACAGUGCUGUGGUGGUUGGUUCUGACAUGCUGGUGUAUGGAGGUCUCAUAGACAUGAAAGGAUCUUCACAGGACUUUUGGGGUUUGGAUUUUGAUACCAUGGCUUGGUCCUUGCUGAGUGGUUGUCAGCAGGGCUCUUCAGGCCCAGGCCCCAGGCACAGUCACUCAGCCGUGGCCUACCAGGAUUGCAUGUACCUGUUUGGGGGCUUGAAAGGCUUGAGGGAGCAGAGAGACUUCUGGAAGUGGAGUUCCAUCAGCCACACUUGGAGUUCCCUCAGAACCAAGUCCGGUCCCUCCAGACUGAUGGGUCACUCAGCUGUAGCCUACAAGGACAGCAUGCUUCUUUUUGGUGGAGGCGAGAGCCAGAACUCCCCAAACAACUGCCUGUGGAGGUACAGCUUCACCUCUCACACGUGGGGGCAGGUUGCUACCCUCCCAGGCUCUAGCCCCCCGGACAAGAUCCACCACUGCUGCACUGGUCUGGGUCCGGGGUACAAGUCCGACACCAGCAGCCCGUCCUCCACCUCAGGACACCAACCCAGCCUAAUGGAGGACAAGCUGAGGCCCUUCAAGAACAAGUGUUUCCCUGCACCUCUCACAUUUCUUGGAUCAGAGGGAGCUAUAGAGCUGGAGACGUUCAGCCUGGACAAGUGCUACGAGAGCAAAGCACUCAUGAAAUCUUCUCAACUGGACAAUAGCAAAGAGCGCUUGAUAGAGAAAGAUACAAAGCAGAUCGGAUACUGUUUGACCUUUGAGAACAAAGCAUUCAGGAAACAGUGGAGCUGCACAGACGAAGACCUGAUCAAUGAGGACGAUAGUGACAUAAUCCAGCACCUGCCCGAUCUGCUGCUGGUGCUUGGAGGGAAACCGUGCUCCAGUCACAGCCCGAUGUCUAUAUGGCAAAUGACUCUCACUGACUCAUAGUGGCCUGUGAAAGAACAUUCAACAGAUAUUUUCUUCACACGAGGAGUGUGGAAAAACUGUGUUAUAAUAUCACUUCGUCAGUGUUCUAACAUCACUUUAUAUUUUUUAAUCUCACAUAUUCAAAGAGCUUACAUCAUCCUGUAAAUAAGAAAACAACUUGAAAUAUUUCUAUAAAACUACUGUCUAUUUUUUUGUUGUGAAUUUAUGCAUUUCUCACAUUUUAUAUUAGCGUUGCUCAAAUAAAUCAUUCGAAAAUGGCAUGAAGACAGAAAGACCUUGUAAGUUACUAAAGUCAUUAACAAGUGUGUAUAGCUCCAGACCCUUACAGCCAAUAAACAAAAAGAAGUAUAUCUGAUUGAUUAAUGGAUUGAUGGAUUAAUAAGUAUAUAAGCAGUAGUGUAAUUACGAACACAAAGGAGUAAGUACCACUGACUGUACAGAAGCUUCUCUGUUCACUCCAACUGAACAAAAAUGAAGCCAGCAUAUCUCGGAUUCAGGUGCUGCCAUGUUGUGACUCCAUUUGGACUCAGAGUCUGCGGUGUGGAGCUGCACUGUCUGCUUGAUGAGGAGUUUAUGACAUGUGCAGCAGACAGCCACCAGGGUGCGAUCAACACAUUUGGGCUUCACUUGUUACUUUCAUAUGCUGUCAGGAAAUGUGUAUACAAGUUCUGAGUAUGGUGCAUAACGCAUGAAAAUCAGGAUCAGUCAACACCUUCGACCUCCUCCUGUGGUAGUUUAUUGUUUAUUAGUACUGAAUGUAUGUGACAUAUUUCAAACCCAUAAUCUGCCACAUCUGCAGGGUGCAUCUGACAAUGUACGAUUUCCUUUACAUGACACAAACAUGGCAUCAUCCUUCUGACAAUCCCUAUAAUAUGACCUAACCUACACACGAUGGCGCCAGAGCUCAGUGUUGUGUUGGUCCCUCUGUCUCACCAGUAACUGCAGGAGUUGAGGCACAGUAUACUACAGCAAUAGUAUAAUACGAUAGCAUAAGUAG
This is a messenger RNA of Paralichthys olivaceus (Japanese flounder), 2689 nucleotides long. It is a transcript of the gene klhdc3l, whose product is annotated as kelch domain containing 3-like. The record is from RefSeq and is a predicted model, not a curated record. NCBI's taxonomy places the organism in Eukaryota, Metazoa, Chordata, Actinopteri, Pleuronectiformes, Paralichthyidae. Gene Ontology annotation, cellular component: Golgi apparatus. Gene Ontology annotation, molecular function: protein binding.